Molecule: messenger RNA, 1449 nt
Organism: Rhizopus microsporus ATCC 52813
Lineage: Eukaryota; Fungi; Mucoromycota; Mucoromycetes; Mucorales; Rhizopodaceae
Product: RabGAP/TBC
Exons: 3
Coding region: 1-1449 (482 amino acids)
Biological process (GO): activation of GTPase activity
Molecular function (GO): GTPase activator activity
Source: RefSeq, a predicted model, not a curated record
AUGACAACGGCUUCGGCAGCAGCAGAUCCUUUUGACCCAUUUAUCAGUACAAUACGAGAUGCUCAAUGGACGAUUCUUGAAAGAUUAUCCAGGAUUACUCAGUACUCACGGGAUACAGCGUCCCAAGUGCUGGAACAUCCUAUGGCAAGACCAGUCUUACCCCUUUUACCCCCCUCUCUACAGCAACUGCUAAAGAAGGACAAUAUGCUGGAUGAUUAUGAAACAGCAUCCCAAUACUUGGCACAGUAUGGACAAGCCACAGCGGAGGACGAGCAUUUCUUGGAUGAUCAAGAACUUCAGAAUCUCUUGGCUGAUAUAUCUGAGCUUCAGGGACCUUCACCCAUUCACACUAGACGUCGUGGACCAAUUGCUGCAGAAGAAUGGGUAAGUCUGUUUGAUCAAGAAGGCAAGCUAUCUAUACCUAUACCACAAGUGAAGCAAAUGAUCUUUCAAGGUGGCCUGGAUAAUGAAGUUCGUGCAGAGGCAUGGAAGUUCUUGCUGGGUAUCUACCCUUGGCAUUCAACUUUUGAAGAAAGAGAUGCCAUUCGACAAAGUCAAGCCGAAGCUUACUACCGAAUAAAAGCCGUAUGGUUUAAUGACAUCAGUGUGCAAGAAUCAAACGAGUUCCAAGAUGAAAAGCACCGCAUAGACAAGGAUGUACAUCGCACUGAUAGAAAUCAUGAGGCAUUUGCAAAUGAAGAUAUGCCAAAUCCGGAUCCUCAAAUGGUUGUCGGAACAAACAGUAACAUGGAGGCUAUGAAAGAUAUCCUUGUGACGUACAACUUUUACAAUACCGAGCUUGGAUAUGUCCAAGGCAUGUCAGAUCUACUGGCACCCUUGUUUGUUAUCAUGAAUGAUGAAGCCAUGUCCUUCUGGGCCUUUACACGCUUUAUGGAUAGAGUGCAAUCCAACUUUUAUAUGGACCAAUCUGGUAUGCAUGCACAACUCAAGACUCUCAAUCUCUUGGUUCAAUUUAUGGACCCUGUACUGCAUAAGCGGUUUGAAGAUAUUGAUAUAUCCAACCUCUUCUUUUGUUUCCGUUGGUUACUUGUUUGGUUCAAGCGAGAAUUUGAUUGGGAAGAUAUCAUCAGACUCUGGGAGAACCUAUGGACAGACCAUCUAACAAAGAAAAUGAUACUCUUCAUUGCCCUGGCUGUGAUAGACACUCACAGGGAAAAGAUUUUAAACGAACUAAACCAGUUUGAUGAGGUUCUUCGAUACAUUAAUGACCUGACUGGAAAUAUUGACUUGAAUCACACUUUGGAACGAGCAGAAGUGCUUUAUUAUCAAUUUGAAAGAAAGAUUCGAGCAAUGCAACGCAAGACUAGUCUAUUGAAAGAUAGACUUGAAGAAAGAACUGUGUGGAAUAGCCCAGAAAGAUACAAGAUUCAGGAGGAUAUCGAGAAAUUGAAGAUACCUGAUCAUUUACUAGAACUACUCACAUUAUAA